UAAACCUUGAAAGAGCUCGUGUCCUGUUCAUUCUGACAUUACCUGAUGAUACUACCUUCGCCUCCAUGACGCCCAAGGGAUCGCGCAAACGAGCGAAGCCCAGUCCUUCUGGCGCGGACUCACCGUCCCCCGCAUCCCCAAACAAUACUGGGCGAGACCGCUCCGACUCUCAGCCUCAAGGACGUGCGAGUUGGUACCCUGGAUCUUGGUCGACUGCCUCACGAGUGUCCAAAGCGGCCCCAGUUACCGAGGUUGCCCGUGAGAGCAUCUCUGUUGCCCAGAACGUUGCCUCCAGCCUCGCAGAAUCCUCAACCUCCCUCUUUAACUCGCCGAAAAGAAACAGAGCGCCUUCCAUUCAAUUAAUUAAGAAGGCUGGCGCAUCCACCCGUUCGCUCCCUGCAAACGUGACUACAACCAGAGUCAACAUCGCUUCGGAUGGGUCAGCAUCUACAACGGCUCUAGACAAGCUUGAGGAUAAUUCAGUGGCAGAGACACCAGCAACAGAUAAAGAUUCAUCUUCUGCUCCCACCAAGCACCAAGAAAAAGCCGCCGAAGGACAAGAGCCGGCUAUUGGCGCUAGUCCGGAGCCCAACACAUUGCAUGCAGGACAUGCAGCUGAGCAACCCAGCGGUUGGUUCUCAUGGAUCUAUCCCACUGGAUUCACGCAAAAAGAGACUGUGAGCGACCCUGAAACCACGGGCCAUGUCGAGAGGCCAAGCGACAGCACCCAAGCUACAAACAAUGCCGAUAUUGAAACAAACAUAGCGAAUCCAACUGAACAAGGGAAACAAUUGGAACAAGAACAAGACAAACAGCCAGCCCAGACCGAAGUGGCAAACGAAACUACUUCAACUGCGCAGAAACGCUCUUGGUUGCAGAUGUGGUACGGUUCCUCGGAAAGUAAACAGGAAGAACAGGCAACAGCUGGAUCGGGUAACCUGCCUCCCACGGAAUCAGAUUCGCCAAUGACCAAAGACGUGGAUAUGUCACCAAAGGAUCCCACCGGAGGGCGUGAAGAGGCAGCUGGUCUGCCUCAACCCCCGGCUGGAACCAUGAAGUCUUCAGGAUGGUCGUUCUGGUCGAAAGAUCCAGCAAAGAACGCCAUGCCGGGAAAGCCGCAGGAAGUUGAGGCAGUCGAGGCAUCAGUAGCGCCGAAUACUCCAUCUCGCUCAACGGGGCUUGAACCAGAUCCUGAAGCAAAUGUAAACAUCACAAAAAAGGGCAGCCUCAAAGUCAAGCCGCUCAACGAUAGUCGUUUCAAGGACGGGGCUAUAUCCACAAUUGAGGCGACAUCUACCCUCACACCACCAAUAGAGCCUCGAGCUAUCGACUCCACUGCUUCAAAACAGCUGCAGAACAUUCUGCCAAAUCAAGUGCUACCCCGAUUCGAAGACACAUACAAGCUGGAAGAAUCGCCCUCUUUGUUGCAAUCCCUCGGCCGAUUUCUACACUACAGCAAGGGCCCUGAGCACAAUCAUGUGUCCCGGGUUAAAGAACCACCUCGAAUUAAACGCGCUCUCGCCAUCGGUGUCCAUGGCUACUUUCCUGCCCCAUUAAUCCGUACCGUACUUGGGCAACCUACGGGGACAUCCAUCCGGUUCUCCAACAUGGCAGCAGAAUCAAUUCGAAAAUGGACAGCAGACCAUGGAUACUCAUGUGAUAUUGAAAAAAUUGCAUUAGAAGGGGAAGGGCGUAUUUCAGAGCGAGUGGACUUACUAUGGAAGCUACUCCUAAAUUGGAUGGAAGAGAUUCGCAAGGCCGAUUUCAUUUUGGUCGCAUGUCACAGUCAGGGUGUACCUGUAUCGAUUAUGCUAGUCGCGAAGCUGAUAUCUUUUGGCUGUGUCAAUGCCUCACGGGUGGGCAUAUGUGCUAUGGCCGGUGUGAACAUGGGCCCCUUUUCUUCUUAUCGCUCCAGAUGGAUCAGUGGGUCUGCCGGGGAGUUAUUUGACUUUGAGCUACCGUCAAGCAAAGUAUCCCAGGACUAUGAAGCUGCAUUGAGAUGUGCACUUGACUUUGGUGUCAGAAUCUCUUAUGUCGGGAGCAUUGACGAUCAACUCGUCUCCCUAGAGUCUUCGUUAUUUUCUCCAAUUGCCCAUCCUUACAUCUACCGGUCUGUUUUCGUGGAUGGUAGAGUGCAUGCACCAAGCUUUGUUUCUCACCUUGUUGGCUUCGCCCUGAAACUUAGAAAUCUUGGUAUUCCAGAUCACGGUUUAAUCCGCGAACUCAGCACCCCGCUGGCCGGCAGUCUCUAUACAGGCGAUGGCCAUUCCCGUCUGUAUGAUGACGAAGCUGUAUAUUAUAUGGCGAUCCAGUUCGCAUUGGAAACAUCCACCUCCCGGGAUGCAACUUUGAAAAUCAAGCGAUCCAAUCCUUCUGCGGCCUCAAACCCGUAUAUCCUCCCAUUUGCGAUGCGUGGCCUUCUCGAGGAAGAGCACGUGCGUCGUGAGCUACAGGAGGAGACGACGGAGCUUCUACGUCAGUUCGAUGAUUGGAAACCAUCAAGCAAAGUCUUAAAGGAUGUCAAAUUCAGGCUGGAGGGUAUUCGGUCGAAGCUGUAAAUCGCCCUCCUCUCCCCAAGGACUCCAAAUUUUCGGUCUGGCUACCCCAU
Penicillium pulvis is the source of this 2608-nucleotide messenger RNA. RefSeq lists its product as uncharacterized. The record is from RefSeq and is a predicted model, not a curated record. The coding region runs from base 66 to 2558 and encodes 830 amino acids. The transcript has 4 exons. NCBI's taxonomy places the organism in Eukaryota, Fungi, Ascomycota, Eurotiomycetes, Eurotiales, Aspergillaceae.